AUGAGUAAGAUCCUUCAUCAUAAGGAGGAUACCGCACUUUUUGUGCUACUAAGAGAAGCAAUAACGAAGCUUUUGUCAGUGGUAUCAUCUGAAAAUCAAAAAUUACAUCGUACAGUACGACAGGUUUGGGAGAACAUUGUACAGAAUUGGAGGACAAGUUUCAAUGAGGGUAUUUCAAUUGAAGACACAUUUGUACACCAUUCCUUAUAUCCACUCUUAAGACCUUUUUUUCCAGACACAGUUAAUUGGGUAAUAAACUGGGCAAAUAAAGAAUCUCUAUCGAGUACAUUUGGAAGCAAACCAGAUUUCAAUGUUGCAAUAAGACUUUGUGAUCAUAACUACUUUGAGAUCCUUUUUGGAUUGUUUAAAUCGCCAAAAAAAGCAAAUACAAAAUCUGCAAGCAUUGAUUUAGUUGAUUUGGGAAAUGUGAUGAAAGAUUCAAUUGAUUUCAUUUAUCAUAACUACCACACUGAUCUGGAGAUCAGGACAUAUGGCCUUCAUGUUUUUGGUUACAAUGCUAGAAUAUAUGUGAUGGACUUAAAUUUUGAUGGUGUUUAUCAGAUGUAUCUACUUGGUGAGUUUGAGCUUUCCAGGAGCCACUUGAGCUUCAGCUUAGUUGAAGGUGCAAUAUAUCAAAUAAGCAAUCUAUCAAUGAUUGUUGAAGAAGAUAUAAAGAGACUGAACUCAUCUCCAAUGUCACCUAUCACUACUAAAUUGAUGUCACCAACGAUGAAGAUGACAAUGACUAGAUUGACAGUUG
Molecule: messenger RNA, 760 nt
Organism: Entrophospora candida
Lineage: Eukaryota; Fungi; Glomeromycota; Glomeromycetes; Entrophosporales; Entrophosporaceae
Source: the annotation of a GenBank genome assembly